ACAAACAAUCAAAAGUUCACCUAUAUUAGUGUUAUCAGUUCGGAAUGAAAAUGUAUAGUGCCAGUUUUUUGGUCUGGUUAUUAUACUUUUAUUUAAAUUUUGAAAAGGGAAAUUCACAAGAUUCAUCUCCAGGCGCUAGAGCUAAUGCAAUGUGUGAAAUUUACACAGCAAAUGCGAAGAAGAAUAAUAUUUGUCCUAUUUCAAAUCUUAACCCCAUAAUAUCUCGCGCAGUGCCAGCAGAAACUGGAGAAUUUCCUCAUAUGGUAGAAAUUGGUUAUAAGAUAGACAACGAUACCGAAUGGUAUUGCAGUGGUUUUAUAAUAAGUAAAAAUGAUGUCCUAACAGCAACUAACUGCGCUUUAUAUAGAAGAGGAAUAGAUCUAUAUUUAACAGAAAAAGUAAUAAGAGCUGGAGUAACUGAUCAAAAGGAUCUGUCAAAUGCCCAGAUAAGAAAUAUUAAAUCUAUUAUAUUCCAUGCUGAAUAUGAACGACAUGUGAAAAACGACAUAGCACUCAUUAAAGUUAAAGAAGAUUUUAUAUUUAACAAGUUUGUAGGUCCAGUGUGUUUGUACACCAAUGAGAAUAAUCCAGAUGGAAAAGGAAUUCAGACAGGAUGGGGACCAAUAUCUUCAAUACAGCAACCACAGCAAAUGUUAAAGUUUUUUGUAUACUUUAUUACUGAUCACAGUUGUAUUAAUACUGUUGUCCAAAAUACAAAUCGCGAGGCAGAGGGUAUACUAAACGGAACUUUGGUGUGCGCUGGAGGAAAUCCAAAUAUUGAUUAUUGCCAGGUUGAUGCUACAGGUCCCUUACAUAUCAAUCGCAGUGAUUCGACCGGCUCAAAUUGUAUGUAUGAUAUAGUAGGAAUCCAAUCAUUAGGCGCGUCGUGUGGCAUAAGCCAAGCGCUCCCAUCAGUUUUUACCAAAAUUUCCCAUUAUAUCCAAUGGAUUGAAGAUAAGGUCUGGCCAGAAAAUGAAAUAGAAAAUUCGUAGGUUAAAGAUCGUAUACAUAUUUUUUAUCUUAUUACGAACAGAUUAAAGUAGAAUAGAUAAUUUUUACAGAUUAUAUUGUACUACCCUAUAAAAUAUUCUAUCCUACUUA
Messenger RNA from Diabrotica virgifera virgifera (western corn rootworm), 1101 nucleotides. Its product is annotated as phenoloxidase-activating factor 3-like. The transcript is spliced from 7 exons. Gene Ontology annotation, molecular function: serine-type endopeptidase activity. Gene Ontology annotation, biological process: proteolysis. Bases 45 to 992 code for a protein of 315 amino acids. The record is from RefSeq and is a predicted model, not a curated record. NCBI's taxonomy places the organism in Eukaryota, Metazoa, Arthropoda, Insecta, Coleoptera, Chrysomelidae.